AUGAUCAGCAAGGUGUGCCUCUUUGCCGCUGUCCACGUUUGCCUCGCUGAGUUCGUUCUGGAUGUGGGGGCACCACGAAGCGGCACUCAAAGUAUGUUUGAGGCACUGAAGCAGCUGGGUCUGAAUCCCCUUUGGAGUGGUUACUACACGCAUCUGCGAUGGACUUGGUGCGACUAUCUGUUUGCCAACGGCACGCGGCCGCCCUUCGACAAUCUGACAGGCUUCGAGGCUGCCAUGGACGAGCCUUUCCAUCUGCUCUAUGAUGAGGUUUUGCAGGCGAUUCCUGACGCCAAGUUCGUGUACACAGUGGCUGACCCAGAUUCAUGGUAUGACCAGUACCUGGAAUUCUACGCGCAUCAAGUAGAAUCAGCCGACACCACAAUUUACGAUAGGCACAACUACUAUCCUGGCCAUGAGACGGACGUGAUACACAGAUUGUCUAGCCUGCGUGGAAAGCAGGGCAAGCGGCAAUCUGAGCGAACACGCGCCGACUUCUUUCCACGACCUCUGGGACACCCGCUGCAUGGGUACAAUCCCGACGAGGAGUGGGACAGCGAGGAGUCUCAUUGGAUUUGCACAGGCUGCCGCUUCUGGGGCUGCCGCUUCAGCGACCCCGAGUUGCGCCACACCGAAGAGGUCCGGAAUAGAUGUCUCGAGGGCUUCCGCCAACAUCGGGACAGGGUGAUCCGCACGAUCCCAAAGGAGCAACUCCUGAUCUUCAACUUGUCUGAUGGUUGGGGCCCCCUCGUGGAGUUCUUGGGCAAGCCGACUCCACCGAUUCCCUUCCCAUACGUGGACAGGUUCCAGAUGAGCUUGGCAGAAACCAAGCAGACGUCGGUGGUGGAGGUCACAUCCGUAGCCUUGGUGCAGCGUGGAGCUGUGCGGCUCCAUCGAAGCGAGCUUUGA
Messenger RNA from Symbiodinium natans, 906 nucleotides. The record is from the annotation of a GenBank genome assembly. NCBI's taxonomy places the organism in Eukaryota, Dinophyceae, Suessiales, Symbiodiniaceae.